AUGCACGGUUUGUCACUGUCAAGCAGAACAGCUCUCAGUCUUAUGAGAGUAUUAUCGAUAGGAUUUCCUAUGCUAUUUCCCAUAAAUGUUGGUUGUACCUCUACGCAUGAAUGCGAUGUAAAAAAGCCAGAAGUACAAGACAAAGACUCUUCCAAAGACGUUGCUGAAAAUGGCCAGUCCAAUACUCAAAAGAAAGAUGAGGAUUCAUCUAAGUCUUCAGACUCAGAAACACUCAAAGUUUUUAAGGACGACAAUGGCUUUCUUACUAAGUUAAUGGGCUAUCCUGAAGUCUCGGAGGUUUUCAAUGAGUACUUUGAGAAAAUAAAACUAACACGUCUUGAUGAAUAUCAAGCUCACAGGGACGAGAUUUGGGAGGUUGUGGUUAUGCACCUGUGCAAUUGCAAUCCUGAAAUUGAAGAUGAAGUUCUAAAAAGAGGUGAUGCUGCUGUAAUUAAAGGGAAAAUGCAAGAGCUCAUGAUGGGUUCAUCCAUAUCGUUACUUGAAGAAAUUAAGUUGGAUGGUGUCCGAUUCAAAACCACCCCUGUCGAAGUUUUUAAGUUUUUCAAUGAUUAUUGUAGAACGAAAAUUUUAAGCUUAUCUGGAACAACUAACGUUAAUGUUGAUGUGUUGAAUAGUGUCAACUUGGAUAAAAUAAAGACAGUAAAGCUAUGUUAUAAUGGCUUGACAAGUCUACCCUGUCUAUCUAACUUUACCAAUCUUCAGCGUCUUGAUUUGGAAGGCAAUAAUAUUGAAACGCUUGAAGCUAAAAAUUAUUACGACCAGGAAAGAAAUGAUUUCAAGACAAUGCCAAAGUUGGCAGAUCUGAAGCUGCAUAAAAAUCCAAUAGGAUGUGUCAAUUCGAACGUCUUGCAGGUGUUUACCGACAGCUCUGCAAUAAUACAUCUGUCUAAUGUAGUUAUAUUUUGUACCUAUGACAGUAUGAAAAAGAAACUGAAAGGUUCGGGAAUUAAGUUCAUUGAUUCAUCUACUGGGCAAGAAGUAAAACAAUCAGAAGUUAGCAACUGA
Vittaforma corneae ATCC 50505 is the source of this 1026-nucleotide messenger RNA. RefSeq lists its product as uncharacterized. The coding region runs from base 1 to 1026 and encodes 341 amino acids. The record is from RefSeq and is a predicted model, not a curated record. The transcript has a single exon. Gene Ontology annotation, molecular function: protein binding. Lineage: Eukaryota; Fungi; Microsporidia; Nosematidae.